Molecule: messenger RNA, 1467 nt
Organism: Penaeus chinensis
Lineage: Eukaryota; Metazoa; Arthropoda; Malacostraca; Decapoda; Penaeidae
Exons: 2
Coding region: 17-352 (111 amino acids)
Source: RefSeq, a predicted model, not a curated record
UGAACCCCGAGGUGCUAUGCCAGUGGAACCGUCAUGCUGUACGUUCGUGGUGUCCGUAAUCAUUGGCCUGGGAUGGGUCGUUGGUGCUGUGAUGGCCUUGACGUAUCUUAGUGACGCAGACGGACUCUUCGUAUUAGUUGUGAUGUCUGUCAUGUUCAUAUGUGGGGCGACGUUCUGGUACAUCUACAGGGAGCGUGGCGGCGAAGCGGACUUACCCGACCAGGACGACUCCUUGGAGGGCGAGGAGGCCGCGGAGCCGGAGGAGCGCCCUACGGCAGCCAGCGAGGAGCAGCGGGCUCGAAGACGCCCCUCCGCCCUACGAGACUGUGAUCCUCCUUCCUCCUUCGUAUGAGCAGCUCUACAGCAACGACCUCAUAUCGCCCGGUGACCUGACCAAAGCCAAGUCCAACACUCGCUUCUCGUGCCCUGACGUGGUGCCCGAGUCGUGACCUCUGACCCGGAGCGUCUUCGAAGUCGGGAAGAUGACGAGGGAGAGGGCCUCAGGUCGACCUCCGUUCUGCAGCGUCGUGGGUAGGGAUCUCGUCGUCGGGGAUGGGCGUCGUGGUGGCGUAUUGGCAGAAGGGCGCCGUGGAGAACAAUACCGUCCGUGUAAUCGCUCGUUUUCUUUUUAUAUAUAUCGUGGCAUUACUCUAGUCCUACUCUGGUCUUAUCAAAGUCAAACAGACGGCUUAAAUGAAGUACUUAAGUCUAUAGUAGGGAUGGGCAGCAGUGGAGUUCAUGGAGUGAAUGGUUGUAUUAGUUUAAGUAAUGUUUAUCUGUAAUAGGAAUGGAGAGCAUUAAGUUCAAGUGACGUGUGUCUGUAACAGGGAGGAUAAAAAGUAAAUUUUAAAUAAGCAUUUUAAGUCUUUGUUAUAAUAGAUGGACUGAUGGCACACCUGAAUUGUGAGAGUUGGGAUUUAUACCAGUUUUCAUUAUAGUGUUUAGAUUUGAAAUAUUUUCUAAAAUGGAAAUUGUAUGUAUGAAUGAAUUACUCGGUUUGCACUGGCUUAAUUAAGGUUUGUACUGUUAAACAUGUAAGUUUACCCAGUGCAUGAAGUGCCAUGAUUACGUAUUAAAAUAUUUUUUUCUAAAGUAAUUGAAUUCCUUUCGUGUUAUUACAACAGCAAUGAUAAUCAUCAUCAUUAUUAUUAUUUCAUUAUUAUUGUUAUUUUAAGAUUUUUGAAUGUUUACGGUUUUACAACCUUCGAAUAAUAUGAUGAUUUACAUCAAAUAUUUUCGCUUGGCUUAAUGACACUAUUGCGAAGUCCUUCUGUAUUUUGAAAUACAGUGAUUGUAUCCGCCAAUUUAAAGUAUUGCAAUGUGUUCAUUGUAUGCAACAUUACGUACUUUAUUUUCACCGGCAAAGGUUUAUUUAGGUGCUGAUAUUUUAUGAAUCCUCGACCCGUCUUUCAGAUAAUCUGAAUGAUAUUUUUGUAUGCCAUUAAAGUUAUCUUUAUAUGUUUAAAA